CCUUCUUCUUCUUCUUCUUCUUCUUCUUCUUCUUCUUCUUCUUUUUUCCUUCUUUCAACGUCCUUCGUCACAUUUCAGAUUUAUUUACUAUUCUACACAUUACAUGCUUGAUGCAUGGUUAAUCCUUCAUGAGCGAUGGUGUUUUGUUUCUGUCGGCUGACGUUCCUACGACCCGCCUCGGAAAUGGAGUUCGUUCUUCCUCUUCUAUUCAUUUAUUAGAAAGAGAAGGGGGGGGGAUAAAAAGCAGCUCUUGUCGUUAUGUCUUUAUUUUUCUAUUAAUUUUUCGCUUUACCUUUGCCCCUUUUCCUCAGCUUUCGUCUAAUUCUACCAAUGUCACUCUAUCACUGACAAUUUUCUUCGUUAAUAAAUUUCCUCUCCGCAAUACCUAGGCUUAGGCCAAUGUGCAAAGAUAUUUUGCUCACCCUCAUUUUUACCUCGCUUGGCUACUUGUGUUCUUAAAAGCACCAGACGACAAUGUUUUAUCCGUAGACUGCGAUGUCUUCACAUGUAAAUGGCCCUUCCAUUUGAGAUGAACAGAAUAGGAAUUUCUUGUCCCAUUUUAAAUCAUCUUGAAUCCACAAUUAUAUCUGAACUUCCUUGCUUCGGUUGUUACAAAAUUUCCCGACCCUUUUUUAAUUUUCUGGGCUGACUAUCAAUAAUGGAUAAACAUCAAAUGAGUCCCUGACGCCAAAACCCGGGCUGUGGCUCCUUCAUCUGCCCUGUAACGUUUGAUAAAACACGGCAAGAUGUGGCCUCAUAUGCCAUUGGACCAGUUCCUUCUUCAGCUGGGUAAAAUGCAAAUUGCAUCUAUCAUGUUUGUUGAUUUCUGUUCAAAUGAAAAUACCGAGCAUUCAUUACAUUUAUUCAUCCAUUAGCAAAUAUUCACGUCAGUCUUUUCCCAAAAACGCUGUCCACUCGUUACCAAAUGCAUGUUUUGUCGCAGCUGAUUUUAUUUUUUCUUGCUAUUACUAUCAAAUUCUAUUGGGUUCAUUGGCGCAUAAAAUUGUUGCGGGAGGGACUGGCCCGCAUUGAGAGGGAGACAACCGCUCUUAAUUCUUCUCCUAGUUCGAGGUCUAUCUAAUCGUGGGCGAAUUCGCCAAAGCAACCGAGAACACUCCCUCAAAGGUGAAGCUCCACUUAGGCAUUCUAUGCCAAUCGCAGCAUCUCACAAUUCACGGCCCCGCAAGCUAUGCACAGCUCCUCCCAAGAUAUCAGCUGCCACCACCACAGCCACAUCCACUUCCCUCCUACAUCCAUCGCACCCAAUCAGCCUUCACACGACCUAACUACUCCAGUCCACCACAUAUCCCCAAUUCCGGCUUUCUAUCUCCACCGCGAUAAUGGCGUUGCCGUUCCACUCAUCGCACUUGAUGAGCUCCCGCCCUGGCUCCGCAUUGGGCGGGAAGAUUGGUUUAACCCGGAAUGGCAGCAGUACAUGAAUCCUGUCAGUGACGAACCCACCAUCCGGGUUGGCGAGUAUGAGGUGUUUGCCACGUGGGGUGGGGCGGUGUAUCAUUUGCCAACGUGGAAGUUGGUAGCGGUUCGAGGGGCCAGGGUUUGUGAUGGGACUGCGGCGGGGACUGGAUGGGAGCUGGAAGUGGGAGGAGAAAGAGGAAGGGAUAUUAUUCAUCAUUUGGAUCGAAGAGGUGGAUAUGACUACGAGGUUGAUGAGAGGAUGAUUGGCAACGGCUGUCUAGAUGGCAAGGCAUCCUCGCCCGGGUGUUCUGGGGGAGGCAGGAGUGGUGGCAGACAUGCCGCUCGUGAUCAAGAUGGGGAGCCAAUUCCAAUUGCAAACGACGAAGUCAACCGAGAGGGAAUUACACGGAACGUCCCAGAUACUCCUCCCUCGUCACCAAUGGGCGGCCUAUGCAGCGGCAAAUACGACGGAAAUGCCGAUGAGAGAUUUUCAUGCUCCAGUUGUCCCCUCUCUCGCAACGGGCAUUACCAUCACUACCCGCAUUAUCCUCAGGAUCAGCAAGACCAACCUCCUCGCCAACAAACAGCGAUGUCAUCUUCACCGCAUACUUGGCCGCUCGAACUUUCACCCCCUUUGUCAAACAACAGCUGUAGCAGCCCUGGCCAGAACCCCUUACACUCCCUACCCAGUAACACCGAAACAGAAACCAGCAUGUCAUCCUGGGAUUCUUUUGAUAUUCUUCCUCCUGCUUUUCAUGUCCCUGUUUUACCACGGACGCCAUUGGGGUUGGGGUUAACGCAGUCUGCACCGUCGUGUGUACUCUCAGGCAUGUUUCAUGGACUGAUUCCACCGUGGUUGAGGAACAGGGCAGAAGGGGAUGGUUCAGUUUGCUCUGUUUAGGUGUAGAGAGAGGUUAGAGGUUACAACAGAAAUGGACGGAAAAGAAAUUUUGAGGGAUGGUAGGUGGCCAGAACGGAAGUGAGCGAAUUGACGGUGGUAUCAUCUGCUCCUGGCUUCUCCAUUUCGUUCUUAGUUCUUUGCCGGACUCCCUUUAAUUUCUGGAGUUGUUGGAGUAAUGGGGUCUACUGUCUUUCAUUUAGUUACUCUGCAGUUUCCCUUUGGCUGUUGUGAUGUGUCCCUUGGAAAAGGGAAACGGUGCGCUGAGGAGGAAAAAAAAAAAAAAAAAACACUCUUUUGGAGGAUGGUAUCAAUCAUUCUUUCUGUGUGGAUUUGUGUGGCAUUUUUGGUUGCUAUUGCUUCUUUUGAUGUUUACUUGCUUUUUGUAUAUUUCCUGCUCUCUGAUUCUCUUAAAGAUUUUAUCGUGUUCGUUCAUUCCUUUUUUGUGAUGUUGUGUUCAGAUAAAAAAUUAGGAACUAUGCAAAAUUCGCAGUGAGUUGGGGUGGAUUUUCAUAUUUAUCUUGGCCUAGUUAAUUCAAAACUUAGCCACGCUGGAGUCUGUACGACAGACGGCUACAAUUAUUAAUAAUAAUGGGCGACCUGUUACAUCACCGAGCCUUCUGAGUUGAAGAAGGAUUAACUAUAAAAUUAAGCUUAUUUGUUGCAACCAUAGUUCCAACGGACACGAGAGGGC
Molecule: messenger RNA, 3008 nt
Organism: Blastomyces gilchristii SLH14081
Lineage: Eukaryota; Fungi; Ascomycota; Eurotiomycetes; Onygenales; Ajellomycetaceae
Exons: 1
Coding region: 1190-2317 (375 amino acids)
Source: RefSeq, a predicted model, not a curated record